This is a messenger RNA of Uranotaenia lowii, 1408 nucleotides long. RefSeq names its product ADP-ribosylation factor-like protein 1 (gene Arl1). Lineage: Eukaryota; Metazoa; Arthropoda; Insecta; Diptera; Culicidae. Gene Ontology annotation, cellular component: Golgi apparatus; cytoplasm. The coding region runs from base 282 to 824 and encodes 180 amino acids. Gene Ontology annotation, molecular function: GTPase activity; GTP binding. The record is from RefSeq and is a predicted model, not a curated record. The transcript is spliced from 4 exons. Gene Ontology annotation, biological process: intracellular protein transport; vesicle-mediated transport.
UUGCACUUAUUUCUUAUAGGGAUUCUUACACGUCAACGAAACUGUCAAAUCGGUACGAAAACUGCCAGACUGCCGAAUCGUCUAAUUUAUGCUGCAGAUAUCGAAAGUGGCCAGAAUUUUUCCUCAUAUUUUCCGAUUUUCAUCGUUUAUCACCGUAAUCUUUGGAGCUUACUUCGAUUCAACGUUUGGUUAGCUUCCCUGGGCUCGGGGAAAAAGGAAAAGAAACAUUGCUUUUAGCGGAAGGUGAAGGAUUCUUUCGGUGACAACAAAACAGGGAAAAUAUGGGAGGCUUGUUCAGCUACUUUCGUGGCCUUUUGGGGAACCGGGAGAUGCGAAUUCUGAUCCUAGGUCUGGACGGUGCAGGGAAGACUACCAUCCUGUACCGGUUACAGGUCGGUGAAGUGGUCACUACGAUUCCGACCAUCGGAUUCAACGUCGAGCAGGUCACAUACAAAAACCUCAAGUUUCAGGUGUGGGAUUUAGGUGGCCAAACCAGCAUAAGGCCCUACUGGCGAUGUUAUUACAGCAACACAGACGCCAUCAUCUAUGUGGUAGAUUCAGCCGAUAAGGAUAGGAUAGGCAUUUCGAAAGAUGAACUGCUGUACAUGUUAAGGGAAGACGAGCUAACCGGCGCUAUUCUGAUGGUGCUGGCGAACAAACAAGACAUGGAGGGUUGCAUGAGCGUAGCAGAAGUCCACCAGGCCCUGGGACUGGAAGCACUCAAAAACCGAACGUUCCAAAUCUUCAAAACGUCGGCCACCAAGGGCGAAGGACUAGACCAGGCAAUGGAUUGGCUGGCUAGCGCGUUACAGGCGCGGAAAUAGUUUAGCUCCCCAUCAAAAAACCCAAACCAGAAUGCCCCAACCUUCCUGUCACUAGAACUAAGCUAGGUUCGCAAUGAGAGAUAUGAUGAUGACGAUGCCACUCCGACGAACUUUCCGACGAUCAACCACAAAGGCCAAUACGGUGGAAUGCUGUAGCGCGGGGUUGGCUUUAAACAGAGACAAAAAACAACAAAACUGAAAUCUAGAACAGCAACAAAACUUUACACAGAACCUUAAAGUGCAUAAGAUUAUAAACUUUCUAUCCCGAAUGUGAGUUGUUUAAGGUCCGUUCCCCCCACUUUUCGAGGCACUCCAGUAAGCGUACGUUUAAUUUUAUUUUUGGCUAGUUUAUGUGACGAUUAUUGGUUUUGCGAUGAGAAAACUGGAAAACAAAACGAUUCAAUUGUUCGAAGCAUCCUUGUGGGAAACCUAAGUUUGCAUUUUUCAUCCUUUUUUGCUCAGUUCGACCAUGCUUUGCGAGAGAAAAGAACACCCGGGUGCAAAGCUUGCAGCAUACGGUUGAUAGAAGAUUCUUGUCGCAUUAAUUUAAAUUAUCUUAAAAGUAAUAUAUAAAUAUACAUUAA